AUGCAGUGGAACAAUUUGUCACCACUACUCCGAGCCCGACACAAAUCUACAGGUUGCCAAGGGCGUCUUUUCACAUCGAGAAGAGCUGUCUGUUCACCUGAGAAGUGGAGUAAGUUGACAACCGCACGAUCCGUGGAGCGAACAUGUAUUUGGUGCAACCAACAGCCUCGAGUUAGCACGCUUGCUGGGCCUGCCCUAUCAACUAAGGUCACUCACUCAAACAAUCUCAGAUAUGGCCCAGUCGGGCCCUCAGUGGCGCUAUUGCCUUCAAUGCAUAGCUUUCUUCCCAAUCCCCAGUCCAUCUACAGUGCUGUAUUUACGCAGCUCCCGCCUCCAAUACGCAGCUACCAACCCCAACUCCCCGAAUCAUCGGUGAACGAAACUGUGGCAGCUACAAGCACUGUAAGCCAAGUACGCGAUCCUUCAAAAACGCAAACCAUUUUAAAUCACCCAAGUGAUUCUGCCGCACUGUUUGGAAUGUACUUCACGCCUGCAAACUGUAAAACGCUGCUACAAGACUAUGUGGGAUCAAACCCAAACCUCACUGGACUGACUGGAAUUGAGACUAAUUCUCGAAUCGGGAAGGCCAGGACAACUUUUGCCAACCUCCGAAAAAAAAAUCGUUCAGCUGUAGCGCCCUUUCGGUGCCUAGCUGCCAUGCCACCCGAAGGAAGCACGAGGGCUAGGAUACUGUCAGGUUGCCCAAGCCUAGACAGAGGAAGUCGAGUGGCGGAGGUCGGGUUCGAACCACGGACCUUCCGGUCAGCAAAUUCGCGCUCUAACCACUUGAGCCAUCUCGCCCCCCCCCACGACACCACCGAGUUUAUCCUGCAAAAAGUUUACACUGCAAUCGUGCGACCCAUACUGCUUAAUAGAUCAGAGUUGUGGCCUCCACGCGCACAACAAAUACGAAAGAUUUCAGUGUUUGACCACCGGUGUCUCCGAAGCAUUGGUCGGAGCUGGUGGAAAAAUCAAAUUAGUAAUGCUAAGUUAUGCCAGAUGGUCCUAGGAGGAAGGAACUUUCCCGCGAUAGAUGAAUUAGUCACGCUUCAUAGGUUACGCUGGUUAGGUGAUGUACCCCGCAUUGCAGAAGGCCAUGUGCCACGCAGAGUUCUUUUCGCCCAGCCGUGUGCUGGGUGGGAGCGACCAAGAGGUGGACAGUGUAUGAGCUGA
This is a messenger RNA of Opisthorchis viverrini, 1173 nucleotides long. RefSeq lists its product as hypothetical. The transcript is spliced from 5 exons. Bases 1 to 1173 code for a protein of 390 amino acids. NCBI's taxonomy places the organism in Eukaryota, Metazoa, Platyhelminthes, Trematoda, Opisthorchiida, Opisthorchiidae. The record is from RefSeq and is a predicted model, not a curated record.